AUGUCGGUGUCACCCAGGAGGAAGCGGCCACGAGUCGCCAGCGACUCAGAAACUCCGAUACAAGAUACGUCGGCGCCCAAUGUUGAAUUCUCACCGAAUUCGGCGCGUGAUGGUAGUCAUUCCCGUGAAGAUUCGGAGCCAGAAAGGAGUGUCGUGACCAUCGAGGAAAGCGUUGGCAUUGAAGCGGCUAAGAUUCCGCCGAGGGCGACCCCACUGAAGAAUGUUCACGUUCAUGAUGGAGGGGUAGUGGCUUCAGUGAACAGCAUCCCUGCGGAGGUGGAGUGGUUGAAUAUCAAGGAGGGACUUGAAGAGAAGUUAGGGAACUUGCCUAGCCAAGUGGAAGGGAAUGCUGUGACUUUCGCCACAAAGGUUAACCCCUCCAGCCGGUCCUGUUGCGUGCUUUUGAAGCCCUUCGACGUCGACGAGGAGUUUUUUCGGCAUAUGAAAUUCGAGGUCCACGUCAAGUCAUGCUCGACUGAUCCCAUAUCCUCGGCACAGGGUACUGAGCCCGUGGACGAAGGUGAUGACGCUCCGUUGCAAUCAAGUGAUGAUACGAGAGUGUUGUUGACCUAUGAGCUACAGACAGUACCACUAUAUGGUAUUGAUCUGCAAGAGGCUUUGGGAAGACUCCCCGCCCACGUACUCCGAAAACGCGAGUCUCGUGCGAAAGCGCAGCGCCUGAAGCGGAGUCAGCAGUCUGCAGUGCUGACUGGCAGCACUGGUACUCCUAGUAAGGCUAGUCGACGCAUUCGGAUCAGCUAG
Messenger RNA from Perkinsus marinus ATCC 50983, 762 nucleotides. RefSeq lists its product as hypothetical. Bases 1 to 762 code for a protein of 253 amino acids. The record is from RefSeq and is a predicted model, not a curated record. Lineage: Eukaryota; Perkinsozoa; Perkinsida; Perkinsidae. The transcript is spliced from 6 exons.